CUGAGCUAUAGACUAUCAUUUCAGCCUGACGAACUGCUGCUGGGACGAGCUUUUCUUUGGGAUCACAAUGGCCAGCCAAAGCAGGGGACCUUUAAGUCUCAUCCCCAGGGGUGCCGAUCUUCAGAAGCAGGUGGGGCGCCUAACUGUGAAGCAGGAGCCAGGGAGCCAGAUCUGGGGGCAGAGCUGCAGUCUCCAGAAGAACCACCCUCCUGUCUGUGAAAUAUUCCGGCUGCACUUCAGAAAGUUAUGUUACCAUGAGAUGUCUGGGCCACAGGAGGCACUGAGCCGGCUCCGGGAGCUCUGCCGCUGGUGGCUGAUGCCAGAGGUACACACCAAGGAGCAGAUUCUAGAGCUGCUGGUGUUGGAGCAGUUCCUGAGCAUCCUGCCUGGAGAGCUCCGGACCUGGGUGCAGCUGCAUCACCCUGAGAAUGGUGAGGAGGCUGUGGCUGUGGUAGAGGAUUUCCAGAGACAUCUCAGUGGACCAGGACAGGUUUCAGCUCCAGCCCAGGAACAGGAGAUGCAUUUGGAGGAGGCAACAGACUUGGAUGGAACAAAGGACUCUCCUCCUACUUUGCUCCUCAGCAAGGGUCCAUCCCCUGCACCCCUCCUGAAGCUUCCUCAUGACCUGGGGGCCCACUGCCUCCCCAAUGGGCACUCAGCUCGCUGUGCUUCCCUAGUGCCUGCCCCUCCCCAGGCUGGGAGCCUGGGAGACCCAGCAGCAGCUACUGUGCUUCAGAUGGUCAGGCCUCAGGCUGGGAUGUCCCUGAGCAGUAGAAGCAUGUCCUUCCAGGGUUCUGCGGCAUUCAAGUUUCUGUCUGUGGAUGGUCCUCAGAAGCAGUGGAAAUGUCCAGCACUGAGUCAGAGCACCUUGCACCAGAACAUCAUGCCAGAAAAUUACCACAGCUUGGCCUUAUUGGCAGCAGGUGAGAACAGGAUGGCGAGGUCAGCACUGCCUCCCAAGCAGAACCUUUCUAAUGGAUCAGAGUCACGUGAUACGACAUCAGGAGGGGCAUGUGGGGUGAUUCCUGAAGAACAAGAGUCUAGCGAUGCCUGUGAGUAUGCUGUGGAGAAGCGAGAAGGUCAGCCCUCAGAUGAGAAAGGGAGCACUCUGGGAAGGGAUUUCUUGGAAAUAACACAGGAGGAUAAAAAAUCCACAAAAGGUGGAUAUGAUGAAUAUAAGGAUCCUGCUGAACCUCCAGAUGUGUCCUCCAGUCCUACAGAACAUCAAGGAGUUUUGAAGGGACAGAAAUUCUAUCAAUGUGAUGAAUGUGGCAAGGCUUUCAAUCGUAGUUCACACCUGAUUGGUCAUCAGAGGAUCCACACUGGAGAGAAGCCCUACGAGUGUAAUGAGUGUGGUAAGACCUUCAGGCAGACCUCUCAGCUCAUAGUUCACCUCAGAACCCACACAGGGGAGAAGCCCUACGAGUGCAGAGAGUGUGGGAAGACGUAUCGGCACAGCUCCCACCUCAUUCAACACCAGAGACUCCAUAAUGGAGAGAAACCAUAUAAAUGUAAUGAAUGUGGAAAAGCUUUCACUCAGAGUUUGCAACUCAUUGACCACCAGAGAACCCAUACCGGGGAGAAGCCAUAUGAAUGCAGUGAGUGUGGGGAGUCCUUUAUUCGGAGUAAGAGUCUCGUGCGACAUCAGGUGCUUCACACUGGUGCGAAACCCUACAAGUGUAAUGAGUGUGGGAAAGCUUUCUGUUCUAGUAGAAAUCUAACUGACCAUCAGCGAAUCCAUACUGGAGAGAAGCCUUAUGAGUGUAAUGAGUGUGGCAAGGCCUUCAGUCGGAGUAAAUGUCUUAUUCGACAUCAGAGCCUCCACACUGGGGAAAAGCCGUAUAAAUGUAGUGAGUGUGGGAAAGCCUUUAAUCAGAACUCUCAACUUGCUGACCAUGAGCGAAUGCACACCGGGGAGAAGCCUUUUGAAUGUAAUGAGUGUGGGAAGGCGUUCAGCCUGAGUAAAUGUCUUAUUCGACAUCAGAGACUUCACACAGGUGAAAAGCCCUAUAAAUGCAAUGAGUGUGGAAAAUCCUUCAAUCAAAACUCACACCUCAUCAUACACCAGAGAAUUCAUACUGGUGAGAAACCAUAUGAAUGUAAUGAGUGUGGGAAGGUCUUCAGUUAUAGCUCCAGUCUCAUGGUCCACCAGAGAACCCACACUGGGGAAAAACCCUAUAAAUGCAAUGACUGUGGGAAAGCCUUUAGUGACAGCUCACAAUUGAUUGUACACCAGAGAGUUCACACCGGAGAGAAACCUUAUGAAUGUAUUGAGUGUGGCAAAGCCUUUAGUCAGCGUUCCACAUUUAAUCACCACCAGCGAACUCACAGUGGAGAAAAGCACUCAGGUCUAGCCCGGUAUUGCCUCUUACUCCUCAUUCCAUUGCGGGGACCAUGUGACUGCUGCUCAGGGUAUGUGAACAGGCAGGUGCUGCUGGCAAAUAAAGGAAUACAACCUCGCUAGGUAAAAAACACCUGCCUGUCUGUCUCUCACAACUGGACUCUGUGGUUUCCUCAUAAACUGAAUGGUGUUGCUAAGAUCAAAACACUCACCCAUUAGUCUCACAGAUUUGUGGCUUAGAGGUCUGUGGGGCCUCGCUGGUCUUCAUCCAUUGCUGUUGGC
Condylura cristata (star-nosed mole) is the source of this 2623-nucleotide messenger RNA. RefSeq names its product zinc finger protein with KRAB and SCAN domains 7. Bases 68 to 2464 code for a protein of 798 amino acids. Lineage: Eukaryota; Metazoa; Chordata; Mammalia; Eulipotyphla; Talpidae. The record is from RefSeq and is a predicted model, not a curated record. The transcript has 6 exons. Gene Ontology annotation, cellular component: nucleus. Gene Ontology annotation, molecular function: DNA-binding transcription activator activity, RNA polymerase II-specific; RNA polymerase II cis-regulatory region sequence-specific DNA binding. Gene Ontology annotation, biological process: regulation of transcription by RNA polymerase II.